ACCUUCUUGUUGGAUCUGUUCCUGUAGUAGCCAUGUGCUCAGGUCCUUGCCCAUCUGUUUCUUUAUGCAUAUGAAUCAGAACUUCUGCUCGGAUUGGCAAAAUAAAAAACACAGGAAUUUAGUCAAGAAUUUUUACUUUAGAUUCCUGUAUAUCAAUGAUCUGAAAUUGUUCAAUAAUGUAAGUAGCCAUUCCCUUCCACUGAACUGGAAAUAAAAGAGACUAGUACAUCUGUUUUAUAUUUUGGUCUAUGCAUAAGGAUUCAGAGUGACAGUAAAGUAUACACAAGGCUAGAACAAAUAGGAUGACGUCAACUUUCUAGUACUCAACUAUGCUUUUAUGUCUGACCAUUUUCAAACAGCUACAGCCUUUUAAGGUACAACUGAGCGUGCUCUUUCUACAAAGUUUUUCAAAGAGUGCCAUACAACUCUUGCUUCAAACUUGUUUGAUCAAGGCUACAAUAUUCAAGGCCUCAGCAAGCUUUCAAAACAUUUCAUGGUAGACAUGUGGAAGCCAUUUCCAACUUUAAUGCAUUAAUGACCAAAUUGAUGUCCCAUGCAAUUCCUUUUUUUGACUUGUACCAUAUGUUCCCAUAUUUAUUUAGGUGUCACGAGUCUUGCCUUUGCAUGUGUUUGUGAUUGGUGUCAUAAGUGGGAAAUGACACCCUCACCUUUCUUUGAACACCCUGUAUUGACAGUUGUUCAUAAAAACAUGCUUGUGAUAUGGUGAAACUCGUAAAAAAGACUUCCCUUUAAGCAGAAAUUUCACAUGAUAAUAGAAAGGGAUUUGUUGAUUUAUUUUUUUUAUGUUUAUGAAAAUGUUUUUUCCACUUUUAUUCCCACACACAGUAUUUUUAUCUGAAAGUGCAUGGUGGUAAGUCAUGAGGAAAUUGUGGUGCCCCUGUUGUCACAAGUACAAUUUAAACACGUUCCAAAUUAACUUGUGCUUUUAACUAAAACGAAAUGUUAUUAGUGUUGCUAUAUCUGCUUAUAUUUGCUUAACUACUUACUUCAUUACAUAACAAGACGUGUAUUCCCUAUAUAUUUUGCAUACUUUUAUUAUUGUUUCAGAUGCAGCAAAAAAUGCUUCAGUACUUGAUAUCAGCUUUGACAUUAACAAGACUGAAAGAUACACGGAGGAUAUACUCGGGGAGUAUGCGACUGUUCAAGUGCAAGGUUGAAAAGAAGCUGGAACUUUUAACGCAAAAGAACAUGAUAGCUGCCACAGAUUACCUGAUGUAUGUUGGGGUAAAGGAAGCUAUAAUUCAUAUUCUGAUGGAUGUGCUGAAUAAACCCUAUGAAGAAGUCAACCAUGAAUGUAAAUCAACAGAAUUUGAUGCCAGUCAAGUUCCAGGGAGGGGUGUCCACAUCACUGUGGAUGACGAAUAAUGAUGGCUUGGUUCACACAGGGAGGAUUAAAAUGCCUCUGUUAUACAGGAUGACUGACUUGCUGGAUGUGUUGUGAUGAUUGUGCUUGCACACUGAUAUCAACACCCACAUAUAUUAUCUUUACAAGAAAAGUAAUUUGAUGUACAUGAACCACAGUGACAUGUCAUUUUGUAACAUUAGUAUUUCUUUGUAUGACAAUGUGUGAAUUUAUUAGGGCUGCAACGGGUAACUCGGGUACCUGGGUCGGGUGGGUACUGAGUAGGACCCGGGUACCCACAGGACUGCCUGGACCCAUGGUUAGUCAUGUGAUAUAUUGUUUAAUGACAAAAAUUAUCUCGAACUCUAUGCUUACACUAAAAGUCACUCAUGUUCGCAUGUUCUGACUAUGCACCCAUUCCUUCUGACUUAGGCUCUCCUUUUGGCCACUGAUAGUAAAUCCCAUUUCUAAGUUGAGAGCAGAAUAUGAAUGCUAUGGGUCAAUAUUUCUAAUUUUAAGAGAUUUUUUACUAUAU
Molecule: messenger RNA, 1898 nt
Organism: Haliotis rufescens (red abalone)
Lineage: Eukaryota; Metazoa; Mollusca; Gastropoda; Lepetellida; Haliotidae
Exons: 3
Coding region: 1069-1386 (105 amino acids)
Source: RefSeq, a predicted model, not a curated record